Molecule: messenger RNA, 1695 nt
Organism: Lipotes vexillifer (Yangtze River dolphin)
Lineage: Eukaryota; Metazoa; Chordata; Mammalia; Artiodactyla; Lipotidae
Gene: ATE1
Product: arginyltransferase 1
Exons: 12
Coding region: 1-1695 (564 amino acids)
Biological process (GO): protein arginylation
Cellular component (GO): cytoplasm
Molecular function (GO): arginyl-tRNA--protein transferase activity
Source: RefSeq, a predicted model, not a curated record
AUGGCGCGGGCGGCGUCAGCGCCGAGGGGCUCGGGCGAGGGCCGGGCUGUGGGCGCCCGGGCGGCGCGGUGCAUUGUGGGGUGGAGGCGGCUUUGGGCUGGGCCGCGUAGCGUUUGGAGGGUCGGGGCCAUGGCUUCCUGGGCCGCGCUUUCGCCCAGCAUCGUGGAAUAUUUCGAGGGCGAGGAUUUCUACCGCUGCGGGUAUUGCAAGAACGAGUCGGGCAGUCGCUCCAAUGGCAUGUGGGCACAUUCCAUGACUGUACAGGAUUAUCAGGAUCUCAUCGACCGAGGAUGGCGAAGAAGUGGGAAAUAUGUGUACAAACCUGUCAUGAAUCAAACAUGUUGUCCUCAGUACACAAUAAGGUGCCGACCUUUACAGUUUCAGCCAUCAAAAUCUCACAAGAAGGUUUUGAAAAAAAUGUUGAAAUUUCUGGCUAAAGGGGAAAUUUCAAAAGGAAAUUGUGAGGAUGGGCCCAUGGAGCCCACCAUGGAGGAUGCCGUUGCCAGUGACUUUGCAUUAAUAAAUAAAUUGGAUAUACAGUGUGACCUUAAAACGCUCAGUGAUGACCUCAAAGAGAGCUUAAAGAGUGAAGAGAAGAAGAAAGGAAAGAGCUCCAAGAGGGAAGAAUCUAAAGAAUUAAUCCAGUCACAAGAUAUGGAAGAGAAGUUGGACUCUGGUGAACCAUCACAUUCAGUAAAAGUGCAUACAGUUCCUCAGCCAGGCAAAGGGGCAGAUUUGAGUAAGCCUCCAUGUCGAAAAGCAAAGGAAAUCCGGAAAGAAAGGAAAAGGUUAAAACUCAUGCAGCAGAACCCAGGUGGAGAACUGGAGGGUUUCCAGGUUCAGUGUCAGCCACCAUCUUUGUUCCCACCAAAGGCUAAAUCCAACCAGCCCAAGUCACUUGAAGAUUUAAUUUUUGAAUCUUUACCAGAGAGUGCAUCACACAAGUUUGAGGUGAGGCUAGUACCUGUCUCCUUUGAGGACCCCGAGUUCAAGUCGUCCUUCAGCCAGUCAUUUUCUUUAUAUGUCAAGUAUCAAAUGGCCAUACACCAGGACCCGCCUGAUGAAUGUGGGAAGACCGAGUUCACAAGAUUCCUUUGCAGCUCACCUUUGGAGGCAGAGAAUCCCCCUUAUGGACCAGAUUGUGGUUAUGGUUCCUUUCACCAGCAGUACUGGCUUGAUGGAAAGAUCGUUGCUGUGGGGGUGAUUGACGUCCUUCCAUACUGUGUCUCGUCUGUAUAUUUGUACUACGAUCCUGAUUAUUCGUUUCUGUCUUUGGGUGUCUACUCUGCACUCCGAGAAAUUGCUUUUACUAGGCAGCUUCAUGAGAAAACACCUCAACUCAGCUAUUACUAUAUGGGUUUCUACAUUCAUUCAUGUCCCAAGAUGAAAUAUAAGGGUCAGUAUAGACCAUCUGAUUUGCUGUGUCCUGAGACGUACGUUUGGGUACCCAUUGAGCAGUGCCUGCCUUCACUUGAGAACUCCAAGUACUGCCGUUUCAACCAGGACCCAGAAGCAGUGGAUGAAGAUCGCAGUAAGGAACCUGACCGCCUGCAGGUGUUUUACAAGAAGGCCAUAAUGCCUUACGGUGUGUAUAAGAAGCAGCAGAGAGACCCGAGCGAGGAGGCCACGGUGCUGCAGUACGCGAGCCUGGUGGGGCAGACCUGCUCCGAGCGGAUGCUGCUCUUCAGAAACUGA